AUGUCUGUUUUCUUCAAGGACAUAUCACCGGGCAACCCCGUGCGGACCGGAGAUGUGGAAAAGCUCCUCGAACCCUUGGGAUUGACCGUAAGCCCAGACGAAUCCGCCGAUUACACUCGCCUGCUAGCGGCGGUACACGACUGCGCAGAGCGCGUGUCAAACCUCCCAGACUACCAGCCUGUACCCGAUACUGAGCGAUUUCGCCGUCACGAUAUACACCUUCCGACCGAGGAUGAACAAGCAUAUGGCCAUGCUUGGGCUCAUCGCUUCAUCAUCCGAGGAGAUGCACUUGCUACGUCAAAUAUGAAAGGAAAGCAAGUCUGUGUCAAAGAUUGCAUCGCCGUAGCCAAUGUUCCACAGUUCUUUGGCAGUGAUGCAUUUCCUGCCUGGACGCCAGCAGUGGACGCAACAGUCGUGACGAGAGUCCUUGAGGCGGGCGCUGACAUUGUCGGCACGGCUACAUGUGAGAACUUUUGCAAUUCGACGUCCUCAUUUACUAGUGCCCAAGGAACUGUCGACAAUCCCCAUAAAGCUGGCUACUCUGCUGGGGGGAGCACCUCGGGCGGCGCCGCUCUCGUUGCUGGCGGACUGGUAGAUGUCGCCAUUGGAACUGACCAGGGCGGAAGUAUUCGGGUGCCAGCAUCACUCUGCGGAUGCGUUGGCUUCAAACCGACGCACGGGCUCGUUCCGUACACUGGAAUCACCAGCGGUGAUCAGAUUGAUGAUCACGCAGGCCCUAUUGCGAGGUCCGUUGACGAGAUUGCCGCCUGUCUUGACACCAUUGCCGGGUAUGAUGGGGUCGACGACAGGUCCCUCGCCGCACCUCCACCUGGAUCCCUCACCUACAAGAAGUCAUUGAAGAGCUUCGGCUCGAGACUCGACGGCGUUAGAGUUGCCGUUCUGAAAGAGGGCUAUGACAACGACUUAAUGCAGCCCGGCGUCAGAAGAUCGUUCCUCGAGGCCGUCAAGCGGAUCGAGACACUCGGUGGUGCUGUGAAAGAAGUCAGCAUUCCGCUACAUAAAGAGGGACCGUCGAUAUGGACCAUUCAACAGCGCAUAUCUGGAACAUCUGGCAUUCUGGGCCACGCCAAUGGCCGCCGGGGCCUGUAUCUGACGGAGUUCGAGCACGCUCGCCUACCAUGGACCGCGCAAAACUUUGACAAGCUCUUUCCUUCGACCAAAAAUACUGUCAUCAAUGGGCUGUAUCUCACACACGAGUUUCCGGGACUCUACGCCAAGACCGUCAAUAUUGGAAGGAGAAUUGCAGACGCUUACGAGACGACUUUCAAGGAAUACGAUGUGAUCAUCAUGCCAACGACGCCGUUUGUGGCGCCGCGACAUGGCGACAAAGGGGCUGUGUUGCAGUCAUUCGAACCCAGCAUGGGCAUGACUGUCAACACGGCCGUGUUUAAUGUCACGGGACACCCAGCUCUAUCACUUCCGAUAGGGUGGUCUGAGGCAGUGGAUGAUGACCAAACUAUGCUACCCGUUGGGAUGCAGGUUGUCGGUGGUCUGUGGCAGGAGACCCAGAUUUUGAGAGUAGCCAAGGCUGUUGAACAGAGCUUUGACUGGAAGGUUCCUUACUCACUCGCUUAA
This is a messenger RNA of Purpureocillium lilacinum, 1596 nucleotides long. RefSeq lists its product as uncharacterized. Gene Ontology annotation, molecular function: catalytic activity. Lineage: Eukaryota; Fungi; Ascomycota; Sordariomycetes; Hypocreales; Ophiocordycipitaceae. The record is from RefSeq and is a predicted model, not a curated record.